This is a messenger RNA of Strongyloides ratti, 474 nucleotides long. RefSeq lists its product as hypothetical. The transcript is spliced from 2 exons. Lineage: Eukaryota; Metazoa; Nematoda; Chromadorea; Rhabditida; Strongyloididae. Bases 1 to 474 code for a protein of 157 amino acids. The record is from RefSeq and is a predicted model, not a curated record.
AUGAAUCCAGAAAAGUUUAAAGAUAUAUCUCAAUUUGAUAUAACUUUUAUUGAAAUAGAUUAUGAAAGUAGAGGAAUAAUGUCACUUGAAGAUAAUGCUAUGUUAAUGAAAUUAAAAAAAUCAUUAUAUGAAGAGAUAGAUAUAAUGUUAAAAAAAAGAAAAGAAACUUUUGAAGAAAUGCUUAUACGUUUAAAAGAAGUUAAAGAAAUACUAGAAUUAAAAAAUCAAGAUAUAUUAAAAGGAAACAUAGAAUUGGAAAUAAAAGAAGAUAAAAAAAUUGAAGAAAAAAAAGAAACAUUUAAAAAAAAAUUUGUUAAAGGUAUAGUAAAAGAACAAAAUAUAGAUAGAAAGAGAUUUCUACUGGAAGGAAAUUGUAGAAGUACUGGUAGAGCAUGUCAGAUAUUAAUGAAAUCAAAAAGUUUUGUUCGGGACAAACUUUUUUCUAAAAAAAAUUCAAAUUCAAAUAAUAUUUAA